Molecule: messenger RNA, 1480 nt
Organism: Ostreococcus lucimarinus CCE9901
Lineage: Eukaryota; Viridiplantae; Chlorophyta; Mamiellophyceae; Mamiellales; Bathycoccaceae
Exons: 1
Coding region: 236-1366 (376 amino acids)
Biological process (GO): cytoplasmic stress granule assembly
Cellular component (GO): cytoplasmic stress granule
Molecular function (GO): RNA binding
Source: RefSeq, a predicted model, not a curated record
CGCGAGUCGCGACUCGCCGAUUCAUCACCGCGCGUCGCCGCGGCGCGACGACGCGCGAGAGCGGAGAAAGGGCGCUCGAAUCGUCGAUCGCGAAUCGCGUCGAACGCGCGACGCGACCGACGCGCGCGACGCGCGCGACGCCGCGCGACGCGACGGCGCGGGACGCGCGAUCGACGCCCGGACGCGAAUCGACGGGAGGCGCGAGCGACGCGAGGAAACGUCGGCGACGCGCGCGAUGGCGCCGAACGACGGCGAACGAACGGCGUUCGCGCUGAAGAUCGCGCGAGGGCGCGUCGUGGAGGUGACGAAGACGAACGGGGAGACGAUCGAGGGGGUGUUCGCGGAGACGACGAAGAACGGCGGCGAGGCGACGAUCAAGUACGGAUGGACGAAACGCGAGGCGGGGGCGAAAGAGCGGGCGCAGAGGAGCAAACCGAUGGAAACGAUGGCGAUCGCGAUGGAUGAGAUCGCGAGCAUCACGGCGAGAGACGUGGGGAUGAGCGAUUUGGCGGUGGGGCCGAGUCGAAUGAACGACGACUUCACCGACGGCGGCAUCUCGAGAGGGGCGACGGGACAGGAUCGCGAACUCGUCGCGUGGGCGCCGGAAGAGGGCGAUGGAGCGAGUGGGAUGACGCUCGAGGAAGAGGCUGGGAUCGGGGCGAAGAAGGCGGCGGCGGCGGCGUGGGGGAAGAAAUCCGGCGGACAGUGGGACCAAUUCUCCGCCAAUAAGCAACUCUUCGGCGUCGACACCAAGUUUGACGAAUCCUUGUACACGACGACGAUCGAUAAGGCCAAGGGAGGGAUCUCCGAAGCCGAGGCCGCGCGCAUCGCGUACGAGAUUCAGAAUCAAAUCUCGGACAACCCGCACGUCGCGGAGGAACGUGGCCAAAAGGCGCUCGCGGAUUACGACGAAGAGGAACGAUACUCCUCGGUGUUGCCCACGCCGAAAGGCGCGGCGCCGCCGACGCCGGCGUGGGGCUCGGGCAAGGUGCCGAGCACCGUCGCGCAGCACGCGGAAAAGAAGCCCGCGGGUGAGAAGGCGAAGGACGUCGCCCAGCCCGCGGACGCGUCCAAGUCCAAGCUCAACGCCGACGCCAAGUCUUUCUCUCUCAGCGCCAAGGCGGCCGAGUUCGUGCCGACGUUCAAAAAGCCAGCCGCGCCGCAAGUGCCGCCCACGGGACCGCAAAUGAUGAUGUACCCGGGUAUCCCGCAAAUGCAAGGCCAAAUGAUGUACAUGCCGCAAAUGGGCAUGGGCGUUCCGCCGCAAAUGCGAGGCAUGAUGCCGGGUAUGCCGUACAUGCCGCAACAAGGCAUGGGCGUCCCGCACGGUGCGCCUCCCACACGACCACCCGAGGGUGAGAACUGAGCUCGCGUUCGCGUACACAACGAGCGAGUGCGUUCCAUAGGCGUCGCGCGCGCGCCAUCCGAAACCGUCAAACCGUCGACGCGCUCGCUCGACGUUUGAUUUUGUCCGUCUCCG